Messenger RNA from Symbiodinium natans, 549 nucleotides. Lineage: Eukaryota; Dinophyceae; Suessiales; Symbiodiniaceae. The record is from the annotation of a GenBank genome assembly.
AUGGAACAAGCAGAGCGGUCGGGGGCACCACCACUUCGAGAGCAAGCCGACGGAGAGGCCACCCAACAGGGAGUACCAACUGAAGGAGAACAACUCGUCGAGGUGGCUAUCUUGCACAUGAAGCGAGCGGUGGAAUGGACGGCGGCAACGUGCACGCCCCAACACAUCGAGACAGUGGUGGGGAUGCUCCAUGAAUCCGACCCGCACCAAGUGGUACAAUGGUUCCAAUCCACCCUCAACACCCUCUACCCCUCCGAAGACCACAGCAACCACACGCAAAGGGGGCAGGAGGACCACCAGGAUGGCCACCAAGGGGACUACAAGGAGGACAACGACAAGAACACCAAGAUCAAAGAAGAAAGAGCCGACUGGGGAAGCACCAGCGACACCGACAACGACAAGGACGUAAAAGGGGUGAAAGAUGUCAAGGAUAUUGAAGACUACAAUGCCGAGGGGCCAUGUGCAACACCAUCGGUCCUUGAACAGCAUCACCUCCUCGACUCAACGACCCAACAGGACGACCCAGGAGCAGGCCAAGGGGAGCGAUGA